Siniperca chuatsi (mandarin fish) is the source of this 9363-nucleotide messenger RNA. It is a transcript of the gene ascc3, whose product is annotated as activating signal cointegrator 1 complex subunit 3. The record is from RefSeq and is a predicted model, not a curated record. The coding region runs from base 312 to 6905 and encodes 2197 amino acids. The transcript is spliced from 42 exons. Lineage: Eukaryota; Metazoa; Chordata; Actinopteri; Centrarchiformes; Sinipercidae. Gene Ontology annotation, molecular function: ATP binding; ATP hydrolysis activity; nucleic acid binding.
CUUAUGGUUUGUACUAUAAUAAACGUUAGAAUAGCACAUUGGCUCUGGCGCGAUCCCUACGCUCCUAGCUGAAGCGAAUAACGUUAGGUCGUUUAAAAACACCUUACUUGAUAUCACCAUAAUUUUAGUAACGUAACGUUAUUACGUUUUAGAAGAUAAUUUCGGGUCUUGGACGAAUCGAUAGUAUCCAGUCUUCAAUUCGGCACACACCCUUUUUCCCAAGCAGUCUUAAUUACCCUAAUAAUUGGACGUUUAUUACAGUCAUAGAAAUAAGCUGGAGAACCAGUGUAUGAACAGAGCAUCAGAGAACAAUGUCUCCUCCACGGCUCACAGGUGCACUGCGCUCCUUCUCCAAUGUCAGCAAGAAGGAGGACUUUACUGAACAGCUCUAUGAUCUGAAGACCAAACGACUGAAGAGACAGGAGUUGUUUGCCAGAGAGGGCCUGACGUGGCAGAAGAUUGUCCGUUUCUGCACUGAGCAUCGGGACAAAGCUAAGCAGCAAGCUGUCAGUCAGGAACUGAAGAGCCUCCUUCUGGCAGCCAAACAGAUUGUGGGGACUGAACAUGGUCAGGAGGCCAUUGAAAGUGCUGCUGUCUUUCUGUUUGAGACCUUCCACAACAAAGACCAUGUGGGCACCGAGGAAACCCGGGCCAUUAAACAGAUGUUUGGCCCCUUUCCGUCAUCUGCAGCAGAAGCCGCCUGUGUUUGUGUGGCUCAGCUGGUGGCUCCAUCUGGAGACUCCCGUGUUGAGGACUUUAUCCAGACCCAGAGCUCCCAUCACAACCCCCACCGAGUCUCCACUUUCGGACGCAACAUCACCUUUUCAUAUGACUGCUACACACUAGACCCACUGGAGGACUUGCCCAUCACUGGUAUCCAUGAGGACGACGUGAGUCUAGACUUUAUCAACUUGCUGAACAACCAGCAGAGCGGGAGGAAGAUCGGCGGUGAGGAACAGGUGUCCAGUUCAGGAAGAUCUCUGAGCUCUGGGGAUGGAGCCAUCCUUAGAACAGAGGUGGAGAAGUAUCUGAACGGAGGCAACAUGAUCUCGUCCUGCCCAGAGGAGCUGUGCACCUCCCUGUUUGAAAUGUUGGCCUCCCACAAGAGUGACGAUGAGCUGCAGAAUGAGCUGUUUGAGCUGCUGGGCCCAGAGGGGCUGGAGAUGAUCUCCACCCUCCUCCAGCAAAGGGCGGCCAUCGUUGAUUCCCUCCUCACCAUCCCACCUGACAGGACUGGCUACCCACCAGAUGUGAGCCGUAAAGUCAGUGGCGAAGUGACCAAGCCCACCUAUGGGUGCCAGGUGACCAUCCAGUCAGAGCAGGAGAAACAGAUGAUGAAGAUGUACCGCAGGGAGGAGAAGCGAGAGAGGAAGAGAGGCAAAGGAACAGAUGACAGCGACUCCUCAGAUGCUGUCUUGACCUUCGACCCCAGAGAGAUGAGAGCCCAGCGGGAGCAGGCCCUGCUGACUGCACGCCGUGAACCUAUACUGAGCAGAGAAAGGGUUUCUGAACGCAUUCGGUAUCCCAAUGUCUACGACAGCUAUGCAGAGGCCACAAAGACACCUGCGUUUGUUGGAGGAGCCAGGAUGCUUCUACCCGAGGGAAUCCGCAGGGAGAACAACAAGAUGUACGAAGAGGUGGAGAUCCCACCCAACGAACCCAUGCCUAUCGGCUUUGAAGAGAAGCCUGUCUACAUCUCUGAACUAGAUGAGAUCGGCCAGCUGGUGUUCAAGGGGAUGAAGCGUCUGAACAGGAUCCAGUCCGUGGUGUUUGAGACAGCCUACAACACCAACGAAAACCUUCUCAUCUGCGCUCCAACUGGCGCUGGCAAGACCAACAUCGCUAUGCUGACCGUCCUUCACGAGAUCCGCCAGCAUCUGCAGCCCGGUGGCGUCAUCAAGAAGGAUGAAUUCAAGAUAGUAUAUGUGGCUCCUAUGAAGGCCUUGGCAGCUGAGAUGACUAAUUACUUCAGUAAGCGACUGGAGCCACUGGGCAUCACUGUUAAAGAACUCACUGGAGACAUGCAGCUAACCAAAGGAGAGAUCCUGCGAACACAGAUGUUGGUGACGACUCCAGAGAAGUGGGAUGUUGUGACCAGGAAGAGUGUCGGAGAUGUGGCUCUCUCCCAGAUCGUGCGUCUCCUAAUCUUAGAUGAAGUUCACCUUCUCCAUGAAGACCGAGGACCAGUACUGGAGAGCCUGGUGGCCAGGACCAUCAGACAGGUGGAGUCCACCCAGAGUAUGAUCAGGAUCCUGGGACUAUCAGCCACCCUGCCCAACUAUCUGGAUGUGGCUGCCUUCCUACACGUCAACCCCUAUAUUGGCCUCUUUUUCUUUGACAGUCGCUUCAGACCGGUGCCCCUGGGACAGACCUUUGUUGGCAUCAAAACCACCAGCAAGAUCCAGCAGCUUCAUGACAUGGAGGAAGUUUGUUACAACAAAGUUCUGGAGCAGGUUAAAGCCGGUCAUCAGGUGAUGGUGUUUGUCCAUGCUCGUAAUGCCACGGUGAGGACGGCCAUGGGGCUGAUCGAGAUGGCAAAGAACCAUGGAGAAAUAUGCUUCUUUCAACCUGACCAGGGUCCAGACUAUGGCCAGUGUGAGAAACAGAUCCAGCGUUCCAGAAACAAGCAGAUGAAGGAGAUGUUCCCAGAAGGCUUUGGUAUCCACCAUGCUGGCAUGCUGCGGUCUGACCGCAGCCUGAUGGAGAGCAUGUUCUCCAAAGGCCACCUUAAGGUGCUGGUCUGUACUGCCACCCUGGCCUGGGGAGUGAACCUGCCGGCCCAUGCAGUUAUCAUCAAGGGUACUCAAAUCUACGAUGCCAAGCGCGGUACCCUGGUGGAUCUGGGCAUCCUGGACGUCAUGCAGAUUUUCGGGCGCGCAGGUCGCCCCCAGUUUGACAAGUACGGUGAGGGCACCAUCAUCACCACCCAUGACAAACUGAGCCACUACCUGACUCUGCUGACCCAGCAGAACCCCAUCGAGAGUCAGUUCCUGGACAGCCUGGCCGACAACCUCAACGCUGAGGUUGCUCUGGGGACUGUCACCAACGUGGAGGAAGCAGUGAAGUGGCUCAGUUACACUUACCUCUAUGUUCGCAUGAGGGCCAACCCACUGGCAUACGGCAUCAACCACAAGGCUUAUCAGAUGGAUCCCUCCUUGGAGCUGUACAGGAAGGAGCUGGUGGUGGAGUCGGGCAGAAAGCUGGAUAAGGCCAGGAUGAUCCGCUUCGAGGAGCGCACCGGCUAUUAUGCCUCCACUGACCUGGGCAGGACCGCCAGCCACUUCUACAUCAGAUACAACACCAUAGAGACUUUCAACGAGAAUUUCAACUCUCAGCGAACCGAAGCUGACAUCCUCAGUAUUGUGUCCAAGGCCGAAGAGUUUGAACAGCUUAAGGUCCGGGAUGAGGAGCUGGAGGAGCUGGAGCAGUUGCUGUGUAACUACUGUGAGCUGCCGGCUGCAGGCGGGGUGGAGAACGGCUACGGCAAGAUCAACAUUCUGCUCCAGACGUACAUCAGCCGCGGAGAGGUGGACAGCUUCUCCCUCAUCUCAGACCUGUCGUAUGUGGCUCAGAAUGCUGCUCGUAUCAUCAGGGCUUUGUUUGAGAUUGCUCUGAGGAAGCGGUGGCCGGCCAUGACCUACCGACUGCUCACCCUCUGUAAGGUGAUUGACAAGCGGCUGUGGGGCUUUGCUCACCCUCUCCGCCAGUUCCCAAACCUGAGCCAUGUUGUACUGAACCGCUUGGAGGAGAAGAAGCUCACUGUGGACAAACUGAAGGACAUGAGGAAGGAUGAGAUCGGUCACAUGCUGCACCAUGUCAACAUCGGGUUAUCAGUCAAACAAUGCGUCCACCAGAUCCCCUCGAUCACAAUGGAAGCCAGCAUUCAGCCAAUCACACGCACCGUCCUACGUGUUCGUCUCAUCGUCACGCCUGACUUUCGCUGGAAUGACCAGGUCCAUGGGUCAGUGGGUGAGCCAUGGUGGUUAUGGGUGGAGGAUCCCAUCAAUGAUCACAUCUACCACUCAGAGUACUUCCUCCUGCAGAAAAAGCAGGUGGUAACAGGAGAGCCUCAGCACAUAGUGUUCACCAUCCCCAUCUUUGAGCCAUUGCCUUCCCAGUACUACAUCAAGGCAGUGUCUGACCGCUGGCUUGGGGCCGAGGCUGUCUGCAUUAUUAACUUCCAGAACCUCAUCUUACCCGAGAGACACCCCCCACACACUGAGCUGCUGGACCUGCAGCCGCUGCCGGUGACUGCUCUGGGUAACCGGGAGUACGAGAGCCUGUACAAGUUCACUCACUUCAACCCCAUCCAGACUCAGAUCUUCCACACGCUGUAUCACACCGACACUAACAUCCUGCUGGGGGCGCCAACAGGCUCUGGAAAAACCAUUGCAGCAGAGAUGGCCAUGUUCCGGGUCUUCAACAAGUAUCCAACCCAUAAGGUGGUGUAUAUCGCCCCGCUGAAAGCCCUGGUCAGAGAGAGGAUUGAGGACUGGAAGAUCAGAAUUGAGGAGAAACUGGGGAAGAAAGUGGUGGAGCUGACAGGUGACGUGACUCCAGACAUGAGAGCUAUCGCGCAGGCUGACCUCAUCGUCACCACACCAGAGAAGUGGGAUGGAGUGAGCAGAAGCUGGCAGAACCGAAGCUAUGUUCAGAAAGUAGCCAUUCUCAUCAUAGAUGAGAUCCACCUGCUGGGUGAGGACAGGGGUCCAGUGUUGGAGGUCAUUGUGUCCAGGACCAACUUCAUCUCCUCUCACACUUCAAAGAGUGUCCGAGUAGUGGGUCUAUCCACGGCCCUGGCCAACGCUCGAGACCUCGCUGACUGGCUGGGAAUCGGACAGGUGGGUUUGUUUAACUUCCGUCCAUCUGUUCGCCCUGUACCGCUGGAAGUUCACAUCCAUGGUUUCCCAGGACAACACUACUGCCCUCGCAUGGCCAGCAUGAACAAGCCUACCUUCCAAGCGAUACGCAGCCACUCCCCAGCCAAGCCAGUGCUGAUUUUUGUGUCAUCACGACGGCAAACUCGACUGACCGCCCUGGACCUCAUCGCCUACCUGGCCACAGAGGACAACCCCAAACAGUGGCUGCACCAGGACGAGAGAGAGAUAGAGGAUAUCAUCGCCACAGUAAGGGAUUCCAACCUGAAGCUAACACUGGCCUUUGGGAUUGGCAUGCAUCACGCAGGCCUGCAUGAGAGAGACAGAAAGACUGUGGAGGAGCUGUUUGUCAACUGUAAGAUCCAGGUUUUGAUUGCCACCAGUACUCUGGCCUGGGGGGUGAACUUCCCUGCUCACCUGGUGGUCGUCAAGGGAACUGAAUACUAUGAUGGCAAAUCCAGGCGCUAUGUGGACUACCCCAUUACAGAUGUUCUGCAGAUGAUGGGGAGAGCAGGUCGGCCUCAGUUUGAUGACCAGGGCAAAGCAGUUAUCCUCGUCCACGACAUCAAGAAGGAUUUCUACAAGAAGUUCCUCUACGAGCCUUUCCCUGUUGAGUCCAGCCUCCUCAGUGUGCUGUCAGACCAUCUCAACGCUGAGAUUGCUGCAGGAACCAUCUCAUCCAAACAGGAUGCAAUGGACUACAUUACCUGGACAUACUUCUUCAGACGGCUGGUGAUGAACCCCAGUUAUUACAGCCUAGAAGACAUCAGCCACGAGUCCAUUAACAAAUACCUGUCCAACCUGGUGGAGAGAAGCCUGCGGGACCUGGAGUGCUCUUACUGCAUAGAGAUAAAAGAGGAUGAUCGGACCAUUGAGCCACUGUCUUAUGGUCGCAUCGCCUCCUAUUACUACCUGAAGCAUCAGACUGUUCGCAUGUUUAAAGAACGACUGAGGGCUGAGCUGCCCAUCCAUGAGCUGCUCUCCGUUCUAACAGAUGCAGAGGAGUACGCAGAGCUGCCCGUCAGACACAACGAGGACCAGCUGAACAGCCAGCUGGCUCAGCAGCUCCCCCUGCAGGUCAAUCCCCACUCCUAUGACAGCGCCCACACCAAGACCCACCUGCUGCUGCAGGCCCACUUCAGCCACGCCCAGCUGCCAUGCAGCGACUACACCACCGAUACCAAGACAGUGCUGGACAACGCUAUCCGAAUCUGUCAGGCAAUGCUAGAUUUAGCUGCCAAUGAAGGUUGGCUCGUUACAGCCAUCAGCAUCUGCAACCUGGUGCAGAUGAUCGUCCAGGGCCGCUGGCUGCAUGACUCCUCAUUACUGACACUGCCACAUGUAGAACAACAAGACCUCUAUCUGUUCAGGAAAUGGGCAAACACGAAGGGGAGGAGCAAUGUGGGAGGCUUCAACAGGCCAAUCGAAGGGCUUCCUGAGCUGAUUGCUGCCUGCAAUGGAAAGGAAAGUGUUUUCGCUGCUUUCGUCAACCAAGAGUUUCAAUCAAGUCAGAUUUCCCAGGCGUGGUCCUUCCUGAGUCAUCUCCCAGUGCUGGAGGUUCAGAUGAGCGUGAAGGGCUGGUGGGAGGACAGCCAGGAGCAGACAGAGCGUCCCCUGCCUGUAGCGGGAGCUAACCUGAGGGAGGAGAGCAGCUGGCUGGAUGUCCACGCUGACCAGGAGUACGUCCUGCAGGUGUCACUGAGACGCAUCAACCUGGGCCAUCAGAGGAGGAAGCAGGACAGUAAGGCCCAGGCUCCCAGGUUUCCCAAGGUGAAGGAUGAAGGCUGGUUCCUGGUCCUGGGGGAGGUGGAUCGCAGGGAGCUGCUGGCUGUCAAACGGGUUGGAUACGUGCGCAACUACUCAGCAGUGUCUGUGGCCUUCUACACACCGGAGAAGACUGGAAAGUGUAUCUACACACUGUACCUGAUGAGUGACAGCUACCUGGGUCUGGACCAGCAGUACGAGAUCCACCUGAAUGUAACACCUGCCAGCAUCGCUGCUCAGGUCAACACAGAAGUGACUCAGUGACUGACCUGCUCCUCAGCUCAGGAUCAGGGACAGAAAAACCCUUUAUCAGCAGAAUAGUUCCAACAGAUGAGUGAUGAAUCUGAAACACAGUGACUCUGUCAAAGGAGCUUUUUUUUUUUUUUGGCAUCCUCAUACUGUUAGGUGUCACUGAUCUGUGAUGAUCUGUGCAUUCCUGUGAUCAUUUAACAAUUACGGGUUGGAAUUUACUAUUUUGCUCUACCCACUUUGUAUCGGCUUCCCAUGUCUACCUCUGCUUCAGUUAGCAUUUUCUAACAUUGGCAGUGACCUUCACCUCUUACUUAAAGCGUAUGGAAUGUGACUGCAUUGCAUUCAGGUCUACUGAAGCUACUGUUAGAGAAAAAGGUACAUUUGUGCCUCUUCUACUAUGGAUUUCUCAGAUUAUUGAAUAUCAGUGUGAAAUGGGGGUCUAGAAGAAUCUCUUGUGAUUGAAAAAAACAUGUUCUUGAUGUUUUAGUUUACUUAAACAUAUUUUAUGUUUUCAUUUUAUUGAUUUAACCUAAUUUAACACUGAAUUACAUCAGGAACUUUCAAGUGUGUUGCACUUCUGGCCACACCCCAAUCAGUGAUGUCACACCAGGUAUUUAACCUUUGACAAGUGAUGCAAAAUACCUUCUGUACCAUCACUGGUAGACAAUAGUUAAGUCCCAUUUCAGAAGGUGUCCCCUCCAAAGUCUGUUUUUCUAGAACAAAUACGUUAUAACAGGACAACCGGCUGUCCCGUUCCACUUGUGCCCGUGAAAUAAAGCUUUCUUUUACCGAUGUUGGAGGACAGAACCCCUCCUCUGUAUCUGAAAAUCCUAUGAAAGCUGGUCACUUGUCUCAGGGAGACCAAAAUCUGAAGGCAAAAUAGUUUACACCCUGGCUACAUCACACUGCCUCCCCGAUCUCUGUAAGAACUCUGUGUCUUUGCAGUCUCAACACGAUGAAUUGUACAAAAAACAGCGCACACUUUCAGACAGUCUCUCCUCGAAGACACUGAUGGUGUUGCUCUUGGUUGUACACACAAAAACUGACAGUUGUGUUAAGAAUGAAAGAGCCUGAGAGAGAAGUUCAAACCCCGCCCACUUUUACACCUGCACCCUCACACCCAGCCAAUCGUUGUUUUAAGUGGCCACUUGGCCAGGUAUGUGUCUGAAAGCCCUCCCAGUCCUGCAAAGACCACACUCUCGUAGGCCUCGUCCACUGAAGGAGGCAGCCCUGAGAUGGGACAGAGCGUAUGCCGGGUUUGUAUGCCACUGUAGUUUGUCCGGGCAAACUGCGCUCCACAACAUUUACUCAAAAAAAAUCAAUUCCAGUCUCCAUCCAAUAUGUAGCAGAGGCUGCUACAGAGUUAUGCAAACAAGUCACUUGUUACCCUUUCAUAGACCGAGGAGAAUAAUGUCUGCUAAGGAUCCCGCAAAAAAUACACAAUUUGGCAAAAUAAUCAAUGUUCAGUGUAUUCACAGUGUUUCCACCCUGUGCAUUCCAAUCAUAAACCGCUCGGGUUUCACCAGCACUUCUACAAUAACGCAGACUGUAAUAUUGCUGGACAUUGUGUCAUGAGAAUAUGUAUCAAGCACUGAGAUGUGGUCAGAAUGCAACAUGCUUUACAGAUUCAGCCUGACAGAGAAUAAUACAGCAGCGGUAUUUCUGAGUGUUGAUCUAUCUGUUGUUUACCUGACCAAAAAUGUGUGAAAGAGAUGAACUUAUGUUCCGGGGUUUUCCUUUAAAAAGCAGAAAUAGACCUCCACAGACACUCGUGAACUAACCCAUGUUAUAACAACCACUGUGGCCUUGUGGGAAAAUAGCAAGGGGUAGAUGCAGAUGCAACAGUGAGCAGUUAAUGGCUCAGCUUUAGAUAACUGAAACAACUGAUUUGUGUAUGACAGCACGUCACCCUAACCCUCGUCAUAUUGGUAGGUUUAGGGUGACGUGCUGCAAGGAGCCUGCAGCUGUUGUGACACAGUAUUUAAAAAAUGGCUUUGGUGUAUUGAAUUGAUUAGAAUCAGAAGUUAGUUUAAAAAUCUUAAUUGAGACAUUGAUCCAGAGAUGAAACACAGCACGUUGGUUUUGCAGAGAGGGGAAAUGUGGCUUCACUGUGUCAAAGAGAAAAAAGCUGACAGUUUGUUUAAUCUGCUGCAGUGGAUUUCAGUGCAGGUGUGUGAAACAUGCUUCUUCCCACUACAGGGGCUUCACUCAGGAUCACCAAACAGUCACAUCUGUUUUGUCAAAUAAAUCUCCUCCCUAGAAAUUGUCCUUGGUUACUCAGAAGUGUCCCCAGCUGAAAACCUAGAAGAGACUGCAUCUUCCCAAACCUGAAACAGCUUUAGAAUAAUUCGGUUUUGUGACGUGUGCUAUGGUUGAAAUUUUGAAAUGUGUAUCAGUGAGUUUGUCCACUGCUGGCAAAUCGUUUGAACGUGUCGAUCAGCUUCUAAAUAAAAGCAUCACUUCACUCGAA